AUGGCUACAAUACUCAAGGCCAUGGGGCAACAUGAUCAACGAACCCUUCAUCCCUUCUUCAAGAAACAUGGCACCAAUUCUAUAGCAGAAUUCCCCCAACUCGCGAAUCCCCAGCUCAAGCAACUCAAUAACCAGCCGCCAUGCGAAACCGUUGACGCCGGUUCGGAUUUUGCUCCGGGUCACUACACAAAUCAGGAUGAAAACGAAGAGUUAAGCCGCAGAAAGCGCCGGAAAACGACACCUCCGAGCCGGGAAGAUGGCCGACAUGGCCCAGAAUUGCUCUCACCAGAUACAGUCGAGCCCGAGGCUGUAGACCUCACGAUCUCACCCCCGUCGAAUGACGUUGAAGAGAGGCCAGCUACGGCACGAUAUUCGCUACGUAAAGCCACAGCUAGCUCUACCCCGGUUAGAUAUACGUUUGACGAUCCGCUCAAGGAUGGUCUUCGGGGAGCCAAAGUCCUCCAACUUAACCCCAAUGGAAAGCUUUUGAAUCUGCCUGCUCAACCCAGCAAUCAAGAAAAUAAAGAACUAAAAAAGAGAAGCCGCCGUCGCAAAAAUGAACCUGACGUUGAGCCGUCCAAACUAGCUAUAUUGAAAUAUGGGAGCGGAGUGCUGUCACGACAAUAUAUCGGAGGUGCAAUACAUGAAAUCAUGGGUGGCAAUACGACUUAUGCUCUUUUCAAACAACGGAUAGGACUGCCGCAGCGGGCCCCGGAACCACCCAAACCUACCCAUUCGUUCUUUUUGAAUAGACAGCCGCCCAAAAAGGUUGACGGCGAGCCACCCAAAACCAAUACCCAGGAUACAAUAGCUACACGUCCUGAAGAGCAAAAGCAACCUAUUCCUAAGCCAACUUGGCCGCAUGUAACAAUUGCGAUCCCGAGGCCGUCUUCAAUCAAAACCAUCAAUCCUAGAAAGGGCAACGACCCCGUUGAACCCUUAUGGCCCCCGCUUGAUAUGGUUCGCAUUGACGGAGACAUACCGCGUGGCGCUCGUAAACCAAGCAAACAUAUAUUGUUUGAUCAGAAAAAGUCCAAAGGGCCAGCCGCCAAUGUACCCGACCCAGAAAGUAUUCUUGGGAUGGUUUCACGCUCGCUCAAAAAGGAUCGCCUUGCGUCUCUGCCCACAGAAUCUAUCCUUAGGCACCCAAAAAGGACUCUUCAACAAGGGCCUAUCCUGACAGAAACAAUUGCUUCAAAUCUGCAUGGGCCCUCAAAGCAAGGUGCUGCUAAUGGAGACAUGAAGGUUCUUUCUAACAGCUCAAGCCAGAUCGAUUCAUCACAUCCCGCUGUCACAGCUUUGCUAUCUUCAAUUGCAACCACUAGGAGCUCCUUUGAAAAGGGCGGCUACGAUGACUCGCCAUGGACCCAAAAGUAUGCCCCCAACACAGCUUUGCGUACCCUUCAGGCUGGCUCGGAGGCGGUAGUGUUGCGCCAAUGGCUGCAAAAUCUCACAGUGUCAUCCGUCAAUACCGGCACCAGCAAAGCAGACGCGAAAACUUCCAAAUCCCACAAAGAAACCCUUAAAAAGAAGAAGAAACGAAAGAGAGGCAGCGAUAUCGAUGAUUUUAUUGUUUCCAGUGGCGACGAGGAGUCGCGCAUGGAUGAACUAACCGGCGAUGACGACGGCGAAUUGGCAGGUGCUGUCACAGUCUCUAGAAAGACUCUUGUGCGAGCGGGAGGGUUAUUAUCAACAACCGAUAUUACUGACAAUAAGUUGCCUCUUUCAAAUACAAUUCUCCUUAGUGGUCCUCCUGGCUGUGGGAAAUCAGCAGCAGUCUACGCAGUUGCGAAUGAGCUUGACUUCGAGGUUUUUGAAAUCAACCCUGGAAGCCGCCGAAGCGCAAAGGAUGUGGUCGAGCGGGUGGGAGAUAUGACUCAAAACCACCUCGUACAGACCCUCAAACAAAUGGACAGCAAUGCCGCGGUUAGCUCUGAUAUUGGGUCCACCUCGCAUGGAGGUGACAAGCAAAUCUCCAUGGGUAGACUUUUCAAACAAAAGCCGUCAUCGAGCAAUCCUUCGUCCACGUCGAAAACGGUUGGAGCCACAAAUAAUGGUGGUCAAUUUAAGAAACUCAAAACAAACCAACGACAGUCCCUUAUUCUCCUUGAGGAAGUGGAUAUCCUUUUUGCGGAGGAUAAGCAAUUUUGGAAUGGCGUAUUAGCAUUGAUCGCGCAGUCUAAAAGGCCAAUCGUUAUGACUUGCAAUGAUGAAGGGUUGCUUCCAAUGGAUAAUCUGUCGCUUCAUGCGAUCCUUCGCUUUCGUCCGCCUCCGCCAGAUUUGGUUGCCGAUUACAUCUCAACUAUCUGCGCCAACGAGGGCCAUAUAGUGGAUCCGAAAGCCAUAUUUGAUUUAUAUACGGUCCUUGGGAAAGACCUGCGUGCAACAAUAAUGCAAUUGAACUAUUGGUGUCAGAUGGCUGUGGGCAGUCAGAAGUCUGGGCUCGAUUGGAUAGUUGACCGCCCCUUGUUGAGUAAAUUUAAAUUAACCCCAGAUUUACCCAGGAUUUUGAGCUUGGACACAUAUAUACGGGGAAUUGGAUGGGUUCCCAGAGAUAUGGUCGUUGGCAGAGGCGACACAGCCGAAAAAAGGAUUCAGCUUGUAGCGGAACUACUCGAACAAUGGCACAUAUCAGUGAUGGACUGGGUGGAACUGAGACUGGCCGCAAGUCGCCACAAUGAGAGACAUAACUUGAAGUCGUUGGAACAAGUCAGCUUUCUAUCCGACAUGGAAAGCUCUCUUGACCUUCUAUGUCGGGGAAACGACCCUUCCCAGGCUAUGCUAGAUUACUCUUUGCCCCCUACGCCCGGCGAGAAGCAACACCUCGACUAUAUCGAAGGUCAUCAGUUCAUUCAAGCAGACAGUAUCCCAGACUAUAGCGGAAUGUCUAAGAAACUAUGUGUCACCUUAAGCGUGCUGCUUGAAAAUGUACUUUCUGAUUCGUCUCCGGACGAAUAUGAGCGAGAUAUAAUCGAGCACAUCUUACAGAGGGCCGUGUCCCAAACAUCAGUUACGACGCAUCAGUCCAUGUUCGAAAGAGCAUUUCGUCCUAUCCUUGAUGGUUCCGACUACCCGACUCCAGCGUCAGGCCUUCGGCCACUCUCUUUUGAACAUGGGACGUCUAUACUUUCACAGGAUGUUGCGCCUUAUAUUCGAUUCAUCGUUGCCUGUGAUUCGCGAAUAGAGCAACAACGACUUGAACAGUCCGGUAUUCUUGCGCAAACGGGUUUCGGGGCCAAGAGACCAAGAACAACUCGAGCGAGUCGAGCGGCAUUGGAAGGCGGAGACAAAGCGUCUGCCAGGAGGGGAAAAUGGUUUUCUGGAAGAGUUGUUCCGGAACAAAUCAUGCUUACCGGCGGCCCGGACUGGGAGAAUCUCCUCUUGCUGCAUCUCCAGCAAUUAUCUGAAGAAAGGUUGGCUAGCGGGACCGGAGUAUCAGAAACCGCUUCCAGCGAUAUCCGGGAUUACGUAUAG
This is a messenger RNA of Uncinocarpus reesii 1704, 3474 nucleotides long. RefSeq lists its product as uncharacterized. Gene Ontology annotation, molecular function: ATP hydrolysis activity; DNA binding; ATP binding. Lineage: Eukaryota; Fungi; Ascomycota; Eurotiomycetes; Onygenales; Onygenaceae. The transcript is spliced from 3 exons. The record is from RefSeq and is a predicted model, not a curated record. Gene Ontology annotation, cellular component: nucleus. Bases 1 to 3474 code for a protein of 1157 amino acids.